AUGACUUCUCCACAGGAGCCAAAGUCAUACAUCAAUCUCCAGCUGGGCUGGCCUUCACCAUCACUGUUCCCCAAGAAGCAAUUAGCCGACGCUGCCCAAGCAAUCCUUCUCAAUGAUGACAUUGCGGCCAAGGCUCUAGUCUACGGUCCUGACCAGGGCCAAGACUCCCUCAGAGAAGCUCUCGCCAAAUGGCUCAGUGAUUUCUACCAACCUUCAAUUGGCUCAAUAUCUCCGCAGCGCCUGUUUAUCACCAACGGAGCUUCGGCAACGCUCUCCAUGCUUCUAACAAGAUUUACCGACCCGGAGUUUACUAGGUGUAUCUGGAUGAUCGAGCCAACCUAUUUUCUAGCAUGUCCAUCAUUUCAAGAAGCUGGUUUCGAGGGCCGAAUGCGGGGAGUCCCUGAGGAUGACGAGGGCAUUGACCUUGACUACCUUCGUAAGGGACUGUUGGAGAUGGAAACCAGAGAACCACCCGACCCCGCUUUCGUUAGCACCGUGGUGUCUCCAAAGGUCUACCGACAUGUCAUUUACGUCGUCCCAACCUUCAGCAAUCCCAGCGCAAAGGUCAUGUCUCUCCGCCGCCGGAAGCAGCUGGUCGAGCUGGCCCGGCAGUUCGACGCCCUGAUCAUCGCGGACGACGUGUAUGACUGGCUCCGCUGGCCCGCAGACCAUGGAGCAUCCGGUUCAUCUGAGCUUCCCCCACCUCCCCCGAGACUCGUUGAUGUGGACCGCGCCUUACCAGGCGGCAAACCCUGGGGCAACACGGCGAGCAAUGGUUCCUUCUCCAAGAUCGUCGCGCCAGGGGUGAGAGUCGGGUGGGUCGAGGGGUCUCCUGAGAUGGCGAAGGAGUUGUGCAAACUCGGGUCCGUCAGAUCGGGAGGUUGCCAGGGACAUCUGUCGUCCAUGUUCAUGGGCCAUCUUUUGAGCAGUGGGGCGUGGAUGAGCAUAUCCGCGGGAAGCUGA
Molecule: messenger RNA, 963 nt
Organism: Colletotrichum chrysophilum
Lineage: Eukaryota; Fungi; Ascomycota; Sordariomycetes; Glomerellales; Glomerellaceae
Exons: 2
Coding region: 1-963 (320 amino acids)
Biological process (GO): biosynthetic process
Molecular function (GO): L-2-aminoadipate:2-oxoglutarate transaminase activity; pyridoxal phosphate binding
Source: RefSeq, a predicted model, not a curated record